AUGGCAUCACUUUUUGCAGAGCACACUCCUCGAAGGGAGAUUUCUGAUAGCAGCGGCCGGGACCCCGUUGCAGUCGUUGGUUUUUCUUUUCAAUUCCCAGGAGGUUGCGACACUGCAAAUGCCUUCUGGCAGACAUUGGUAGAGAAGAGAAACACAGGAACCGAGGCACCGAAGGAAAGGUAUAGUUCUGAGAGUCUUUUUCAUCCUGAUACUACACGGAGGGGAACAGUUGGCUUUCGAGGAGGCCAUUUCCUUUCCUGUGACGUGGCUAAAUUUGAUGCGCCAUUUUUCAACAUUUCAGAUACCGAAGCAGCGGCAUUGGAUCCACAGCAGCGCAUGCUUCUCGAGACCGCAUUCAGAGCCCUGGAAAAUGCGGGGCAGGUCAUUGAUCGAGUCGUUGGAUCGAACACAUCCGUCUUCACUGGCUGCUUUUGCGAUGACUGGAAGUUUUUGUCCACGAAGGACGCCGAGCAGUGUGCAAGCCAUACCGCUCUCGGGGUCACUUCCUCCAUGCUUGCAAACCGACUAAGUUGGUUCUUCAAUCUGAAAGGCUCAAGCAGUUUGAUGGCGAUUGAUUUGGCCUGCAAGAGUUUAGUCAGCAGGAAUGCUGACAUGAGCCUCGCUGCGGGAUGUAAUCUCUUGGUGUAUCCGGACAAUAUCCAUACGCUUUCGAAUUUGGGUCUCUUAUCACCUGAUAGCCAGUCAUAUCCCUUUGACAACCGUGCAAAUGGUUAUGCACGUGGUGAUGGCUUCGGCGUUCUAGUACUGAAGCGACGCAGCGAUGCCAUUGCCAACAAUGACAUCAUUCGUGCUGUUAUUCGGGGAACAGGAUCAAAUCAGGACGGUUAUACCACCUCCAUCACCCAUCCCAGCGGAAACGCGCAGGCCGAGUUGAUUAUGUCGACGUACUCUCGUGCUGGCUUGUCGCUCUCCAAGACAAGGUUCGUCGAAGCUCAUGGCACAGGUACUCCCAUAGGUGACCCAAUCGAGCUCAAUGCCAUUGGGACGACCUUCAAAUCACACCGCUCCCCUGACGAGCCACUCUAUGUCGGAGGCGUCAAAAGUAACAUCGGUCAUUUAGGGGGAGCUAGUGGCAUUGCUGGUGUGAUCAAAACAAUUCUCGUCCUUGAGAAGGGCGUGAUACCUCCCAAUGCGAACUUUGUCACACUCAACCCCGAGAUUGAUCUCGAUUUUCUGCGCAUCCGACUCCCUCAAGUGCCGACCACAUGGCCAUCAAAAGGCCUCCGUCGCGCCUCCGUUAACUCGUUUGGGUUCGCGGGCUCUAAUUCCCACAUUAUUCUCGAUGAUGCGUAUCAUUACCUCCUUGAAGCAGGACUGGAGGGAAACCACAAUACCGUUUGUGAUCCAGAAACUCCUGUAGUGGAGCGAUUCCAAAUAGGCGUGAAUGGCCAUUCUCCACAGAAAUCGUCUGCGUAUGCGGUAAAAGACGUCUUAUCCACACCCGCAUCUCUCCCUAGGCUUCUAGUUCUUUCCGCCAGCGAUAAGGCUACUUUAAUGUCCCAAAUCAAGGCUCACACCAGAUUUCUCCGAAACACAGAUGCAGAGCACUCGCUGACUGUUGAAUUUCUUCAUGACCUGAGUUACACUUUAAAUGAGCGACGAAAUAUUUUUACCUGGAGGUCUGCUGCCGUUGUUGAUUCACCCGAACAGAUUCAAUGCCUAGAAUCACUCCUUUCGAACCCCCAGAGGUCCCUCGAUGAGCCUGCGCUGUGCUUUGUUUUUGCAGGCCAAGGAGCGCAGUAUGCCGGUGACCAGCUAAGAUUCUUUGAGAAAUUCGACAUUUUCCGAGACCGGCUCACGAAAGCUGAAGAAUACUUGCUGGAACUCGGCUGCAAGUGGAGAGUCCGAUACGAACUUUUCAAGCCCAAAAAGGAAUCUCAAAUCGAUAACGCGGAGUUCAGUCAGCCUCUUUCGUCAAUCGUCCAAAUCGCUCUCAUAGAUCUUCUCCGCAGUUUCGGCGUAUACCCAAAAGUAGUGCUCGGUCACUCCUCCGGCGAGAUUGCAGCAGCGUACUGCCUUGGCGCUAUUUCCGCGCACUCCGCCAUUAAGCUUGCUUAUUUUAGGGGGUACCACGCCGCUAACCUAGUGUUAUCUGGAGGUCAUCAUGGGGCAAUGAUGGCAGUGUCUCUUUCCGCGCAAGAAAUGGAACCUUACCUCAGCGAGCUUGAGUCGGAAACUGGCCGACCCAGGCUAGCAAUUGCCUGCAUAAACAGCCCUAAAAACGUUACAAUAUCCGGCGAAAGACACCAAAUUGACGAUCUCCAGAGGAGGCUCUCGCAACAAGGAGUUUUCUCGCGGAAACUAAAAGUUAACGUGGCCUACCACUCUUCAUCAAUGCAGACAAUAUCGGAACAGUAUUUCAACUCUAUUGGGAGCCUAGAGAAGGGCACUUCACCACCCCAUGUUGUCACCAUGUUGUCAACUGUGACAUGUCAGUGGGUACCAGAACAAAAGUUGCAGCAUCCACAGUACUGGGUAAACAAUAUGCUGCUCCCGGUGCAGUUCUCGGCAGCAGUUGGGAAUUUAACGUUCGAACCGCACCGCCAGGUGUGGAAACGGUUAGACUGUAGCCAUAUGAAUCAUCCCAAGACAACUUGUUUCCUCGAGGUGGGGUUUCACGGCGCAUUAAGAGGUCCAUUGCGAGAUAUUCUGAGCAUAGUUCCCGGUGGCUCUAAAGUACUAUACGAGACUGUGUUAGUUCGAAAUGAACCACCGUUGAGGUCACUAUUCGAGAGUCUAGCGCGGUUAUUCUGCCAUGGAUGUACGGUCGACUUUAGGGCUGUUAAUGGAGCCAAGGCCGUCCUCUCACGCGCGCCAAAGCUCUUGUGCAACCUUCCAGAGUAUGAAUUCAACCAUUCGAAGGGCUACUGGGAAGAAAAUCGCAUUAGCAAGAGAUAUCGACUUCACCCUCAGGGAAAACUAGACCUCCUCGGAAAACCAUGCCCUGAUUGGAACAAAGCAGAAGCGAAGUGGCGAAACUUCAUUCGAGUGUCCGAGAUGCCUUGGGUUGAGGACCACGUGAUUAAUGGAGAAAUGAUUUAUCCGGGAGCUGGAAUGCUGGUUAUGGCCAUUGAAGCGGCCCACCAGAUCGCCGAGCCCAACCGCGAAAUCGAAGGGUUUGAGUUGAAAGACAUUCGAUUUCUAUCCACUCUCACAAUUCCGCGCACAUCGAAUGGCAUUGAAACACAUCUCUACCUCCGCGAGGUCAGAGACGUAACUAGUUCAGAAAUACCUUGGUCUGAAUUCCGACUUUUCUCUUUUGGAAGAGAAGAUUGGCAUGAAAACUGCCGGGGAGCAAUCCGGGUGCAGUACAAGGCUCAGUUUGAUGAGAAAUCGGGUUCUUUUAAUAGGAGGGACAAGAAGGAAGCGAUAGAGGCUUAUCUGGCCCGCGAAUCCACUACUAUGGCCUUAGAUAGCCACGUAUUUGAGCACGAGGGCUUGUAUUCCUGCCUGCGGGACAGUGGUUUCCAAUUCGGCCCCUCGUUUCAACGGAUUCGGAACGGGAGAUUCAUCGACGAACAGGCUACAGCAGAUAUCGAGCUCUACGAGUGGCCGCAGGGUGCAUUUCCUCAACCACAUAUAGUCCAUCCUUGCUCUUUAGAUGCCAUGCUACAUCUCGCCCUCGCUGCCCUUGCCAAAGGUGGUAGUGCGGCUAUCCCAACCGCCGUCCCCAGCUCGUGUAACAACCUCUGGAUAUCAAAGGACGGACUUUCAACCACCCAGGCGAAAUCAGUUCGAACAUGUGUCUGGAUGGUGGACAGCAACGCACGAGGCAGUGACUACAACCUCUUCGUUCUCGACAAUGUGGGGAAUAAGGUGUUAGCCCAGGGCGAUGGCCUGCGUUUAACGAUUGUGUCCAGAAACACUCCCUCGAAUGCCGACCAAUCCGAUGAGAACCAGAUCUGCCACCAGCUCCGCUGGAAGCCCGAUAUAACCUUCAUGACCUACGAGCAGUUGGUGUUUUACUGUGAGCAAGCUCGGCUGUUGGAGCUCCCGGUGCAGGAAAUUUACGAAGACCUAACAUUCGUCGUGGUGACAGCGUUGACCGGGGCCUUGAAAAAGCUGAAAGAUGUUGACUUGUCAAGUUUGUCAAUUCAUCAUAUGCAUUAUUUUGAGUGGGCUACUAAACAGCUAUCGAGAUGCCGAGACGGAACCCUUCCAUGCUCGAAACCAGAGUGGUCAGAUUUCCAAAGCAAUGAGCCUUAUCUACUUCAGAAAUACCAUUAUGUAAGCAAAAUCAACAAUCUCGGUCGGGCAGUAGUCGACACAGCACAUGAGUUACCACAGAUUCUGCAGGGUCAGACAAGAGCUCUGGCCCAUCUCUAUAAAUCGUUCCUCCGGGGUGUAAACAGCUUCCAGACCUGUUUUUGCGUUCUUGUGCGUUUCUUGGACGCUGUGAGCCAUAAAGGGGGGCAUUUAAAAAUGCUUGAAAUAGGCCUAGACCCAGCCACUAGAAUGCUAACGGAGCAUGAAUUUGCUGAAUACGCGAAGGUGGACUUCAAAGUUUUUAAUGCCAACCAAGAUGCCGCGAGCCAGGGUAUCGAAUCAGGAGGGUACGACAUCAUAUUUGCCGCAAACAUUCUCGCCUUUGCUUCCGACGUCGAUAACGCAUUUCAAAAUCUCAGAAACUUGCUUCGAACUGGCGGCCGCCUCAUAUUAUACGAGUGCACUAGACCUAGUGCUCUCCUAAGAACCUUCAUUACGAGCCUUUUCCCAGGCUGGGGCACCAGAAUCCAGGCGUUAGACAGUGUGGUCUGGGCAACAGCACUUUGUAAGAAUGGUUUUGCCGGUAUCGAUUUAGAGAUUCCCGACUUCCCUGCUCCGGAAUUCCACGAGAACAGCAUCAUGAUCGCAACGGCUGUCAGCAGGACGAACAGUAUAAACGGUAUUUCGAAGCGUGUCAGCCAAACUUCCAGGGUUACAAUCAUCGCGGACCUGCGCUCUGAGUUUCAAAAAGGCAUAGUUCACCGCCUUCAAUCCAUCGUAUCGGAGGACUACGGCGUGAUGGCAUUAUCAGAGGCCACGCAAAUGGAAGGGAUAGGAACCACAUCUUUCAUCUUUCUUGAUGAAUUAGAACACGAGUGGCUAAUAAACCUCUCGGAGGCGGAUUAUGCUGCACUAAGGAAGGUUUUGACGACUUGCAAGGCCUCCCUCUGGGUAACGAAUGGAGGUGGAGUCGUGCCGCAGAGUCCUGCAAGUGGCGUUGCCCACGGUCUGUUCCGUGUCCUCCGCAGCGAGCGUCCGGAAUAUCCACUCGCUACGCUAGGGCUCGCAGUGACUGGUUCGAUAACCGACAAUCAGAUAAGCCAUAUCCACAGGAUUUUUCAAAGCAUCAUCCAGUAUAAUGAUCCCUCAGCACAGGACCAGGAAUUUGUCGAAUUCGACGGUCAAGUAGACACCUGUCCCCCUGUUCGAUUGAGCAUCGACUCUAUAGGGGUUCUGGAUACGCUCCAUUUCAUCGAAGACGAUACUUAUUGCAAACCACUCCAGCCCGAUGAAGUUGAAAUACAAAUUUCGGCAGCCGGCUUGAAUUUCCGUGAUAUUCUCGUAGCUUUAGGACGUGUACCCGGAUCUGAAUAUGGAAGCGAAGCCGCUGGUGUUGUCUCAAGAGUGGGUUCGCUCUCCUUAGAUAUCUCUCCUGGAGACCGCGUCGUUGUAGCAGGGGUAACGUUGCGUACAUUUGUACGAGCAAAGUCGUACAAGGUGCUAAAAAUUGAGGACAAUAUGACUUUUCCCGAAGCUGCAAGCAUACCUACCCAAUUCUGCACCGCUUGGCAAGCCAUUCACGAGCUAGCACGUAUUCAAGAAUACGAGUCCAUUCUUAUUCACACAGGUGCAGGUGGCACUGGACAAGCGGCUAUCCAAGUUGCACAAUAUAUUGGUGCAACAAUAUACACUACUGUAGGUUCAGAAAGCAAGAAACAGCUUCUGAUACAAGAGUACGGAAUACCAGAGUCCCACAUAUUCAAUAGCAGGGAUACCAGCUUUGCUAAGGGUAUAAUGCGCAUAACCAACGGACGUGGCGUCGAUGUCAUUCUCAAUUCCCUCGCUGGUGACAGCCUGAUUGCUAGCUGGGAAUGUAUUGCCCCAUAUGGCCGCUUCAUCGAGCUAGGCAAGAAGGAUAUUCUGCAGAAUUCGAAAUUACCGAUGCGUAUGUUCCACCACAGCACUAGUUUCGUAUGCUUAGAUGGAUUUGGGUUCCACCAAGAUCAGCCGAAGGCGUCGAGGAAGAUAUUCGAGAAGGUGAUGUGGAUGUUUAGAGAGGGUGUAUUGAGACCUGUGAAACCGCUCAACGUUUUCCCGGUAAAUAGGGUGGAAGACGCAUUUCGGUCGAUGCAAGAUGGAAGGUCUGCUGGCAAAUUUGUGUUGGAGAUGGGGAAGAGUAUGGAGAUAAGGGCGACGCUUAGAAAUAUGCCAACCUUUUCAGUUAAUGACCAUUCAACAUAUGUCAUUGCAGGUGGACUUGGUGGGCUCGGACGAAACGUUUCGAGGUGGCUUGUUGACCGAGGGGCAAGACAUCUCCUCUUGCUAUCUCGUUCAGGCGCCAGUACAGAGCCAGGUCAAACACUAUUGGGAGAGUUGAAGGCGUGCGGUGUUCAAGUGCAAGCUCCGCUUUGCGAUGUGACCAAGUUCGAGCUCAUGAAGGGAGUUAUUGAAGAAUGUUCUCAUCAGAUGCCCCCCAUCAGAGGCUGUGUGCAAGGUUCGAUGGUCCUCAGAGAUUCAACGUUCAAUAGAAUGCCAUAUACCGAUUGGCGUGCUGGCACCGAUUGCAAAACCAUAGGUUCGUGGAACCUACAUAAGCUGCUCCCUAACAACUUGGACUUUUUCAUUAUGCUCUCCUCGGCUUCUGGCGUUGUGGGUCUCCAUGGACAAGCGAAUUAUGCCGCAGGAAAUGCGUAUAUGGAUGCUCUUGCCCAAUACCGAGUUUCCAUCGGUCUUCGGGCCACGUCUCUUGACCUUGGCGCGUUGAAGGACGACGGCCUACUUGCAGAGAACCCUGACUUUCUGAACAGAGUUCUCAGCUACGGAGCCCUAAACGGUAUCUCCAGAACAUACUUCAAUGCCAUCAUGGACUACUAUUGUAACCCUUCCCUGCCGCAGCAAACUCCCAUGCAAAGCCAACCCAUCAUCGGUCUCGGUACCGGUGAAGACGGAAUCAUUAAAUCCCGCAAUCCCAUUUUCUGUAAUCUCAAGACUGAUCAACAUGCUUCUUCCUCCAGCACAUCUUCUUCCCCGGAUACUCAAGACUGGAGAUCUAUAUUCAAGGCGCCUGCAGACCAUGACAUUGCUUCUCUCAUCACUUCUGCCCUGAUUGAAAAACUUUCUAAGACAAAUUCUAGUUUGCAAGGCGAAGUCGAUGUUGUGAAGCCGUUGGUUGCAUAUGGUGUAGAUUCGUUGCUGGCAGUGGAGCUAAGGAGCUGGAUGGCGAGGGAAUUUGGGGCGGAUGUGGCGCUUUUUGAGAUUCAAGGUGUUAUGGGGUUUGAAAGAUUGGGGAGGGUUGUAGCGGAGAGGAGUACUUUUAGAGAGUGAUGGGGAGUAUGUAACAGGGACAUCGGAUGACCCUCAGGGUGCCUUGGG
Lindgomyces ingoldianus is the source of this 7599-nucleotide messenger RNA. RefSeq names its product reducing type I polyketide synthase. Gene Ontology annotation, molecular function: oxidoreductase activity; fatty acid synthase activity. Gene Ontology annotation, biological process: secondary metabolite biosynthetic process; fatty acid biosynthetic process. Bases 1 to 7551 code for a protein of 2516 amino acids. NCBI's taxonomy places the organism in Eukaryota, Fungi, Ascomycota, Dothideomycetes, Pleosporales, Lindgomycetaceae. The record is from RefSeq and is a predicted model, not a curated record. The transcript is spliced from 10 exons.